AUGACAGAUAAGAAGCUUGUAGUUGUCCUCGGAGCUACUGGUGCACAAGGCGGCCCCACAACCCGUUAUAUCCUCAAGCAUCUUUCUCAUACUUACCGAGUGCGGGCCGUAACCCGUGACCCUACAAAGCCAUUUGCUCAAGCUCUAUCCAAAUGUGGUGCCGAAGUCAUCUCUGCCGAUUAUGAUAUUCCUGACUCCAUCGAGGCUGCUCUAUCCGGAGCCCAUGCCAUAUUUGCUAUCACCAACUUCUGGGAGCAAAACUCACUUGAUAUUGAGGUAGCUCAAGCCAAGACUAUCAAUCGGAUUGCUUCCAAACUUCCUCACCUCGAACAUUAUAUAUUGAGUAGUCUACCUGAUGGAAGGGCAUUAGCUGGCCGUCAAUUUCAGAAUAUCUUACCAUAUAACGCUAAAGCACUGAUUCGACAUGAUUUGGCUGAGAAUUAUCCGAGUUUGUGGAAAAAAACUACAGAGGUGUUUGUCGCAUUCUACUUUCAAAAUUGGGUCAAGUAUCCAAUGGUCUUAGGUCCUUAUAAGGCGCCAGACAAAUCAUUUGCACUCUCAAUGCCAUAUCCAGGUGAUACUAGGGUUCCUUGCUCCGAUGCUGAGGACACAGGAAUGGCCAUUGGAGAAGUCUUGAGAGGUGGAAAAAAAUUCUUUGGAAGACAGGUUGUGCUUUUUGGAGAACCCAUUCCGGAAGAAGAAAGACUCAAAAUAUGGGCUGAUGAACUAGGGAUCAAAGCUAGAUUCGAGCAAGUAUCCUCAGAGCAGCAUGCAAAGCGACUAUCGAGCUAUGGACUCCCCCCAGAUACAGUCGUUGCUAGCACAGAACUCGUUGAGGCCUUACCGUACGAGGAAUCGAUGUUAACGAGUGGGAGACAUGUACAGACGAAAGAGUACCUCCCAGAUGGUUACAACUUGGCCACCUGGGUAGAUUAUGUCAGGAAGGAAGACUGGUCACCUUUGAUAGGCGCAUGA
Messenger RNA from Botrytis byssoidea, 975 nucleotides. RefSeq lists its product as uncharacterized. Bases 1 to 975 code for a protein of 324 amino acids. Lineage: Eukaryota; Fungi; Ascomycota; Leotiomycetes; Helotiales; Sclerotiniaceae. The transcript is spliced from 5 exons. The record is from RefSeq and is a predicted model, not a curated record.